UUUCUGAAAGUGCUAUUCAUUCAAAAUGCUGCAACUUUUACUUUUGUGUUUUGUGUUUGGAUUUUCUGGGGCCUCAACACCUGAUUUUAUUGAUCCUUGUUCAUUAGAAGAUUCUAGUUGUCUAUCGGCAUCUGCUACUAAAACCUUGCAUAAUUUAUUAAAUGGCAAAAAGGAGUAUAAUGUACCAAAACUUAAUCCGGUUAAUUUGCCCCUUGUAGAGCUGCAAGGACCUGGAUUGUCAUUGUCUCUGAAAAACAUUGAUGUUUAUGGAUUGCCCGAUGCUAAAAUUACCUCUGUUAAGUUUAACACCAAGGAAAAAACAGGAGAAGUCGUUCUGCAUGUACCUAAUGCACAAAUUAUUGGGGAGUAUCACUUAAAGGGCAAAAUUUCAGUGCUAACUCUCGAUGGUCAAGGAAAGGGAAAUAUCACAGCGUUGGGCGGUGAUUAUACUUGGAUAAUCUCCUAUGAUUAUGAAACGAAAAACGGAAAGGAAUACUUGAAAGUCACUAAGGAUGAUACCAAAUAUGACUUAAAAAAAGUUUUAUUUAAAUUUGAUGACCUGUUUAAAGGAGACAAAGCACUAAGUGAUAGCACAAACGACGUGCUUAAUCAAGAAUGGAGGGCUGUGAUAGAUGAGUUGGGAGUUGGAAUUGCGAAAACACUUGGAAGUGUUUAUAAAUUAGUAGCAACUGGAUUAUUCUCGAAGAUUCCUCUUAAUGAAAUAACAAAAUCAUAAAGUGUAAAUACUUAAUAUUGUAAUAUUUAAAUACAAAUUUUAAUUAUUUGUUAA
Messenger RNA from Aethina tumida (small hive beetle), 790 nucleotides. RefSeq lists its product as uncharacterized. The record is from RefSeq and is a predicted model, not a curated record. The transcript has 6 exons. Bases 26 to 736 code for a protein of 236 amino acids. NCBI's taxonomy places the organism in Eukaryota, Metazoa, Arthropoda, Insecta, Coleoptera, Nitidulidae.